Messenger RNA from Neomonachus schauinslandi (Hawaiian monk seal), 531 nucleotides. RefSeq names its product DPY30 domain containing 2 (gene DYDC2). Gene Ontology annotation, cellular component: Set1C/COMPASS complex. The record is from RefSeq and is a predicted model, not a curated record. Lineage: Eukaryota; Metazoa; Chordata; Mammalia; Carnivora; Phocidae. The transcript is spliced from 3 exons.
AUGGAAACGGACUACCUGAAGAGGUGCUUUGGCAAUUGCCUGAGCCAGGCACUGGCAGAGGUGGGGAAAGUUCGGCCCAGUGACCCCGUCGAGUACCUGGCUCACUGGCUUUAUCAUUACAGGAAAACCACUAAAGCAAAAGAAGAGGAGAGCCAAGAGAUGAUCCAGCUGAAGGAAGAACACGACAAUAGCCUCAAAGAAACCAAAAUGACAGAAAUGCUGAAGCAAGAAGAGUGUCAGAUUCAACAGCAGUAUGCAAAGUGCCACAAGCCACUGGUAUCUCUAGCUAGUUCCACAAAGAAGACCGCAUUCAUACAAGAGAACACAAAACCCCUUGAGAAGGAUGCCUUGAAGCAGGAAUCUCUGCCAGGUACUUCCAAUAUGAUUCCAGGAAUGCCUCAGUAGAUUCCUUCUCGAGAGUCUUCUGGCCAGACUGACUGCUGUGUCGAAACUCCCCAAGAAAUAAAUUCCUAGGCUUUUCAGCAUGAAAUUGCUCCUCAAAUGCAUCCUGGCUCCAAAUCUCCUUCUUAA